ACUCCACAUAUAUGUGAUGAUAGAUUUUUAAAUUUUAAUAUAUCUAGCCAUAUUCAACAAAUAUCCUUACCAACAAUUCUAGAUUUAUUACCCAAGGAUAAAACCAAAUACUUUGAUUUUAAUAAAAUAUUACCAAAUAAAUCGCCACUAUUUUUAACCUUCUACACUCCAACAUGUCAAAGUAAAAAGUCUACAAAGUUUUCUGUUACAACACCCUCAGGAGGCAUAAAGUUUAAUCCAGAGGCCUUCAUGGAACUUCAGCACCUUAUUAGACCCUCCGCUUGCCAUGUGAUGUCCGACCUAGCGUUCAAUGAUAACGUGCCAUUGUCCCUCAACAGGAAUAAAAAGGCUUUGAAAAAUACUAUAGCUUUUUUGGAUGAGUGCAUACAAAUAAAGGAACGCGAAUCUGGAACCCUUCCUUUGUAUGGUUCCCUCUUAGGUGACCUAGACAUAGAAUCCAGAAAAAUAGCAGCCCGCGAAAUAUCCCUAAAGUUUUCACAUCUAGAUGGAUUCAUAAUAGAAAAUAUGACCCCUUUUGCUUACCAGAGUACGGUUAAAUUGGAUAGUCGAAACUUUAAAAUUCAAUCGCGAAUCAAGGAUAAAGAAGAAGAAAAUAAUAUAAGAAGGGAUGUAGAUACAAAACGAGUGAGUCAAACUAUCAAAAGUGUUAAUUCCGAAAAUGGCGAUUAUUUUACUUCCGACCAGAAACUCUUUAAAAAAAUACAAAAACGAGAUGGUAGAGGGGACUUGUUUUGCUUGGCAGAAGAAUUCACUGAUAUUUCUAAUACUGAAAACCUGAAGUUCUCCAAACAACAAGAAGAAAAUGGAACGGGCUAUAUUUCUCAAGAUACUAACCACAGUCAUGGAGGUCAAGCUUUAUUGAAUGGUUCAAAUGACGAUAGGACGGAUAGAUUCGCCUCUUUUUUGAGAGCUUCUAUUGAAGGCUUACCUGAAAACAAGGUAAAGAUUAUACAAGGCCCGUUUGAUCCGCUAAUGGUAAUUGAAGCUAUCAAGUGCGGUGUUGAUAUGUUCGAUAAUUCGUUGGCUUAUGUUUUGACCGAGAAUGGGGAAGCCUUAAAUUUUAGUUUUUCGAAGUCGACGGACCUUCAUGAGAUCGUUUAUAUAAAAUCAAAUUUGGAAGAAAAUUCCGAUAACGUUCAAAUAACGACGGAUUUGAAAGACAAUAUUUACAAAGCUGAUUUUUCACCUAUAGUGAAUGGCUGCGAAUGUUACACGUGCAGAAAUUACACCAGAGCCUACCUCAAUCAUUUGCUAAACUGUUCCGAGAUGCUGGCUUCCAUCUUACUCAUGAUAAUUCCAACUAAAUCUCCUUAUUCUCUGGAGGUCGUUUCUCAACCAAUUUUUCCCCCUUCAACCUCCAUUAGUUGCCUCAAGACGUUUUCGUUUGCCAAGUUUGGAAGUGGGUUCUACGGAUAUUUUUUCAGGAUCAAAAAAUACCAUUCACACAUAAUCUAGACACCUUAAUGGAUUUUUUCGAUUACUUGCGGCAGGCUAUCAAAACUGGGACAUUCCAUUCUGUUGAAACAUUAUUUCGUUCGCGC
Molecule: messenger RNA, 1562 nt
Organism: Gordionus sp. m RMFG-2023
Lineage: Eukaryota; Metazoa; Nematomorpha; Gordioida; Chordodea; Parachordodidae
Exons: 11
Coding region: 250-1476 (408 amino acids)
Molecular function (GO): pentosyltransferase activity
Source: RefSeq, a predicted model, not a curated record